Messenger RNA from Endocarpon pusillum Z07020, 1338 nucleotides. RefSeq lists its product as uncharacterized. Gene Ontology annotation, cellular component: mitochondrion. NCBI's taxonomy places the organism in Eukaryota, Fungi, Ascomycota, Eurotiomycetes, Verrucariales, Verrucariaceae. The record is from RefSeq and is a predicted model, not a curated record. The transcript has a single exon. The coding region runs from base 1 to 1338 and encodes 445 amino acids.
AUGCCCCGUCUUCCACCGUUGCUCCUCCGCCUCGCAAACAGAGAAUCCUACUUGCUCCCCGCUCUCCUACGUGAAUGUCGAGACCUUCCUUCUAGUCGUAAUGAACUCCGCUGGCUGACUGAACAUGCGACCGAACAAGCCGAAAAGCUAAGGACCACUGAUCUCGCCAGUUCGCCAUCCCGCACUCCUGACUCCAGAAAUGUCUCUACACCAUCUAUUCCCUCUAAAAAUAUCCCAGGAUGGCGGAAUUUACUACGCGACUAUGUGAAGCGAAGAGAGAAGGGAGAACCUCUUCAGUAUAUCCUCGGCACACAACCAUUCGGAGAGUUGGAGAUCCUCUGUAGACCGGGGGUCCUGAUCCCAAGAUGGGAGACUGAGGUCUACACUUCCAAGAUUGGUUUACUAGCGAGAACUUUGCUGGUCGAACAGGUUUGGGAAAAUAGAGAUCAGGAGCUUGGGAGCUAUGAAAGACCGUUGAGAGUGCUAGAUCUAUGUACGGGAACGGGCUGCAUACCGUUGGGGAUCUACGGGAUACUUAAAAACCUGAAGAUAAAGAGCGAUGGAAAAAGUGAGUCGAGGGGUGGAGGGAAGCUGAAGCUGGAGUUUUUGGGUGUGGAUAUCUCGACCACGGCGUUAAACCUGGCGAAAGAGAAUCUACGGCACAAUAUCUCGCUCGGGUACCUACCAGAACAGGCAGCAGAUGAAAUAGUCUUUUUGCAUGCCGACGUGCUAUUACCCUCCCCCCCUGCACCUCGACCAGCAGCACCAUACCUCAUCGAUGUUAUCGAAGAAGUCCUGGGUAAGGGCAUUGGCAAGCCCGAGAUUGACAUCUUAACCGCGAACCCGCCCUACAUCUCUCCUAUCCAUUUCUCAUCCGGCCGUACCACUCGCUCCGUCCGCCAAUAUGAGCCACGUCUUGCUCUCGUUCCAUCAUCAUGCUCUCCUCAAUCCUCCACCUCCACGCGACUUGGGUGGUCCACCCUCACCUCAAGCCCAUCACCUGGUGAUGAGUUCUACCACCACAUCCUACCACUAGCCAAACAUCUGAAUGCACGACUCACCGUAUUAGAGGUCGCAGAUACAGAGCAGGCGGAGCGGGUGGCAGAGAUUACUAGAAGGGUAUUCCUAAAAGAAGGUAAAAUGGUUGGAGAGUCUACACACCCAGAAGUCUUGAUCGAAAUAUGGUUCGAUGAUGGAGGUAGUAAAGUGUGCCUGCCUCCAGAUGGUGUUGGUUUGGGCCUUUUCGAGUCGAAUGAGGUGAGUGCUCGAGCUGUUGUGGUGUGGACACGGUGUUGGGCGACGUCACGGAGACAGCAGCUGGAGUACAGUAGGAGGUAG